Molecule: messenger RNA, 2223 nt
Organism: Capsicum annuum
Lineage: Eukaryota; Viridiplantae; Streptophyta; Magnoliopsida; Solanales; Solanaceae
Product: L-type lectin-domain containing receptor kinase IV.1
Exons: 1
Coding region: 60-2063 (667 amino acids)
Biological process (GO): protein phosphorylation
Cellular component (GO): plasma membrane
Molecular function (GO): protein kinase activity; carbohydrate binding; ATP binding
Source: RefSeq, a predicted model, not a curated record
UAAGCAGUAGAAAAUAGCUUCAUUUUGUCACAAUAUUUUCCCAAUCAAGAAUAUUCCCAAUGUUCUUCAAUCUAGUCAUACUAGUGACUCUCUUCUUAGUUGAUUUUGCACCAUCUUCUUCUGAUGAUUCAUUCAUUUAUAAUGGAUUCCAAUCAGGAAAUCUUAGCAUGGAUGGCAUAGCUAAUGUCACAUAUAAUGGCCUUUUAUUGUUAACAGAUUCUGAAACACAAAAUCAGGGCCAUGCUUUCUAUCAAAAUCCAAUUCAUUUCAAGAAUUCACCUAAUGGUACUGUAUUUUCUUUCUCCACAACCUUCGUGUUCGCGAUAAGGUCUGAUUAUGGAGAUUUGAGAGGUCAUGGAUUGGUUUUCGUUAUCGCUCCACAGAGAGGACUUCCAGGGGCUUUGGCAAACCAUUAUCUUGGCCUUUUUAACUCAAUCAAUAACGGCGAUAGAUCAAACCAUGUCGUUGGAGUUGAACUCGAUACAAUCUUUAGCGAGGAUUUUGGUGAUAUAAAUAACAAUCAUGUUGGAAUUGAUAUAAAUGGAUUGAGGUCUGUAGCAGUUCAUACAGCAGGUUAUUUUGAUGAUAUUGGCUUGUUUCAUGACUUGACUUUGAUUAGUGGCCAACCAAUGCAAGUUUGGGUGGAUUAUGAUGGCAGCACUAAGCAAAUUAAUGUAACAGUAGCUCAAUUAGCUGCGGGAAAACCAGUUAGGCCACUUAUGAGUCUGAAAUAUGAUCUUUCACCAAUUAUUGAUCAGACUAUGUAUGUUGGAUUUUCAUCAUCAACUGGUUCAGUCCCAACACAUCAUUAUAUAUUGGGAUGGAGCUUCAAAACAAAUGGGAAAGCUCAAGAAUUCUCUCAACUUCCUACUCUUCCUCGUCUUGGACGCAAAGGGACAUCAAGAUUUGUAACUAUUGGUUUGCCAUUAAUUUCUUUGGUUUCACUUGUUGUAGCUACCUUAGUGGCGGUUUAUUAUGUUAGAAGGAGGAAGUAUGAAGAACUUCUUGAAGAUUGGGAACGCGAGUAUAGACCACAAAGGUUCAAGUAUAAAGAUCUCUAUACUGCUACAAAGGGAUUCAGAGAAAUGGAACUAUUGGGAGUUGGAGGAUUUGGUAAAGUUUACAGAGGAGUGAUGCCUAUCACCAAACUUGAGAUAGCUGUAAAGAGGAUAUCUCAUGAAUCAAGACAAGGGAUGAAGGAAUUUGUUUCGGAGAUUGUAAGCAUGGGUCGUAUACAACACAGGAAUAUAGUGCCACUUUUGGGUUAUUGCAGGCGAAAAGGAGAGUUGCUUUUGAUUUAUGAAUACAUGUCUAAUGGAAGUCUAGAUAAGUAUUUAUAUGACCAACCAAGAUUGACACUUGAUUGGAACCAAAGAUUCAGAGUUAUUAGAGGUGUAGCAUCAGGAUUAUUUUUCCUACACGAAGAAUGUGACCACGUAGUGGUUCACAGAGAUGUUAAGGCCAGUAAUGUCUUGUUAGAUGGUGAACUAAAUGGCAGGUUGGGAGAUUUUGGACUCGCGAGGCUAUAUGGUCAUGGGACUGAUCCUCAAUCUACUCGUGUUGUUGGUACUCUUGGUUACCUUGCACCAGAGCAUACUAGAACUGGCCGGGCAACACCUAGAACCGAUGUAUUUUCCUUUGGAGCUUUUCUGCUUGAAGUUGCCUGUGGUAAGAGGCCGAUACAGCCAAGACAAGAUGGUGAUGAUCUGAUUUUGGUUGAUAGGGUGUACUCCUGCUUGAAUAGGGGUAAUAUUCUUGAUGCUAUUGAUCCAAACAUAGGCAUUGAUUUUGUUCCAGGGCAAGUGGAGUUGGUCUUGAAGCUAGGAUUGUUCUGCUCUCAUUCAGAGCCCUCGUUUAGGCCAACCAUGCGGCAAGUCUUGUUGUUCUUGGAUGGUGUUGUGGCCUUACCAGAGUUAUCAACACUGGGUGUGUCAUCAGCUACUCUAACAUUUGACCGUCACGAAGGUUUUGAUGAUUUUAUCAAGUCGUAUGCAUCUUCUUUGGAUUAUGCAUAUUCCCGCUCUCCAUCUGUAACAGACUCCUUUCUCUCUGGUGGCCGAUGAUUCAUGAUGAUUUUAACGUAUUGAGCCUGGUAAAUAUAACCUAAGUUUGGUGGAUUAUGUACUGAUAAAUUAGAGUAGGUUAUGAUAGGAAUACUGUAAAACUUUUUCUCCAAUCCAGAAUUCAAUACUUGAAACGUUUUAUUGAAAGGUGUCCAAGAUA